UCUGAGAUAUAAAUACUUCAUUAGAAUGGAUGAUCCGCCCCAGACACAAAUAUCAUAAACCAACCUCGAAUGUAUAUUUGCAAAGUAAAUUUGACAAAGAUGGUGAGGCAUUGCGAAAAUUGCAAGAAGGCGCAAGACCACAGCAAACUUUAAAAAAUUGUGUUCAACAAAGUUCGCAUAAAACCAACCAAAUGCAGUUUAACGAAGAUUUAUGGAAAGCAAUGAUUUCAACAGAUAUGCCCUUAAAUAAAUUAAAUAAUGUAAAUUUAAAAUCAUUUUUGCAAAAUUAUUGCAAGUUCAAUGUACCAGAUGAAUCUACACUAAGAAAAAAGCAUGUCUAUUGUAUAUAUAAAGACACAAAUGAUGUGUAUAAAAAAUAUUAUAUCUGAUA
Psylliodes chrysocephalus is the source of this 391-nucleotide messenger RNA. The record is from the annotation of a GenBank genome assembly. Lineage: Eukaryota; Metazoa; Arthropoda; Insecta; Coleoptera; Chrysomelidae.